AAACAAUAAUAUUAGAGGCUUGGUCUUAUAUAAAAGUGUUCAAUUUUUACUUCUCUCGGUCACUGGAGGAAUCGUCUACAACUCUACAUCAAUAUACUUGUAAUAUUUGACGUACCUGGUGUGUUCACCUUGCAUAGCAAUAAGUUACCAGCCAUUUUUUAAGUAAAUAUCCUAAAUCGACUUUCAGCAUAUUAACAUGCAUUGUAGAUAUACUGUAUAUCUUGACGUACUAAUGUCAACAUUUUCGGGGCUAAUUCCUAGGCCUUUUGUGCACAACAUGCUGUUGUGCUACCGUCCUAAGGAUGAAUUGAUUCGGGGGUCCACAAUAAACUAAUCGGUUCAGCGGCAAUGAAUAAUUCUGUCAGUCACGAUUGCUUUCUUAACAAAAUUUGAUUCAGGAAUAGUGUGCUGCUAUUCGAUUUUCUAUGGCAGCUUAACAGUGGGAGCAAAAGCUAGAUACAAAAUGCAUCACUACUACAAUUUAUCACUCAGGGUGGAAUUCAUGCAUAAUAUUAAAAUCUGUCAGUUUGAUAGGGAAGACUUCAGCAAGAUCGUUAAGAUUUCGUUCCAGUAGAGCUCAGGUUACUAUUACUUGGGAGUUGCCAUCUCUCAGGAUGGCCCAGCCCAUAUGCAGAAGAACUGGAAUUUUUGUGAAGAUAUCUGUCACAGAACGAUGGAGCAAAAAUUAAAUAUAGCAGAAUCAAGGAAAGGAUGGGGGAGAGAAAUUUGGGCUACAUUAUAUAUCUACGAACACGAUUAGAGGAUGCAGGGUGGGGAAGGUUAUGGCUGGACAUCUGCUAUAUGGAAGGAGGGGUGAUUGUUGGGGAGGGGCUGGCAGGUGGAGGAGGGGACAUGCACCAGCAUUGGCUCAGGCAAAAGAAUGAGUAUCGGGAGAAGGAACGGAUGGGGGAGGGGCCGUAGGAAGGUAGGAAUCGUGGGAGAGGGAGGGAGGUAGGGCAGUAAGGAGGGAUGGGAGUUGGAGAAUCCUAGGGGGGGAUACAUAGGAGGGGAAGUGGUUGGGAACUUCUCACUUACCGUUCACCCAGUGGCACACACCGACGCACGCACGCUCCGCACUGCCCUCAGUCGUUGCCGGAGGAUGACGCAGGUGACAACCUCCACCCGACGCCCCACCUGACGGAGACACCGAUCUCACGUGCGACUGGCGAGGUCUUCCACGAGUCGGUGCUCUCCUCCCGUGAAUUUCCAUCGUGAUUUAUCCCCGAUUACAAAGUCUUGCGAACUUAUUAUACCCACCAGUGUGACCCUCAAUGACCAUAGUGUUGUGAACCUCGACCGAAGGAUCACAAACAGCAGCUCUAACUCAGCCUUGAAUAGUGUAUAUCUCUAGAUUAGAGGACAAAGUUUAUGGUGUUUUUGCAAGGGUAGGAGUGGCAACUGGGGGAAAAUCAAGAGGAUGGAGUGACCCCAAAAGAUAGUGGCACUUAAAAAACCUAAAAGAGGGAGUAAGACGAAGGUGCCACUCAGAUAAAACACCAAGAGGAAGGAGUGGUACUUGAAGUGUCACCAAGGUGACACGUCUAGAGAGCCACACCAGGUGGUGGUGGUGAUACGGAGGGAGAACAGGUGAAAGAAAAAAAAAGGGUGACAGGAGACGCGAGCGAAGAUGCUGUCUGUACUGAGCAUGACCGAGGGUCACUUGGAAGACGACGGGGACGACAACCCCCACAUCCUCGAUGACGACGACCAGCACCACGACACCUUACCCCUCUCUAAGGCUGAGCUCAGGAAGAGUAACAAACCCAUCAUGGAGAAGAGACGGAGAGCCAGGAUCAACACUUGCCUCAACGAACUCAAGGCUUUGAUUCUCGACGCCAUGAAGAAAGACCCGGCGCGGCACAGCAAGCUGGAGAAGGCAGAUAUCCUGGAGAUGACGGUGAAGCAUCUUCAAGCAGUGCAGCGGCAGCAGCUGGCCCUCGCUGUCGCCCACGACCCAGCUGUUCUCACCAAGUUCCGCAGUGGCUUCACCGAGUGUGCCCAGGAGGUCACUAGGUACGUGUCAAGAAUCGAGGGAGUGGACACAGCUGUUCGUCAGCGCCUUAUGCAGCACCUGGGACAGUGUGUGUCUGGGUUGACUGCCAUGACUCCCAUGUCCUUCACUGCAAUGGCUGGGUUGCCGAUGCCUCUAGCCCACCUGCAGGGUAACACCAUGCACCCAGCACCUCCCCCAACACUUCACCAGAACCCCGGCGACAUCAACAACAAUCAGGCGAGGCUGAUACAUGGUCUCGUGGCAGCGAGACUUGCUGCUGCUGGGGACGCCGCUGGAGCAGCUCUUCUUCUUCAUGGUGGGCUCUCUCUUCUUGCUCGCGCUGCACCACAUGCACCAACAGCAACACAACCUACAGCACCUUCACUUCAAGGAACACCCACGGGUCCUUCGCCCCAGAAUAUAGCACAACCGUCCCAAGUACUUCAGCCGCAAGUAGUGAAGAUAAACGAUGGUGCCUCUUCAUCCGGUGAACGCCCAUUGCGACCCUCUGCAUUUACGGCUGUGCGACGGGCGUCAUCGCCUCUCAGAACACAGCAUGAUAUACAUACUCGCGCACCAGACACACACACUUCUACCCAGACGCAGCAGGUUGUGGCUCCGACAGCUAGAAGAUAUAUAGGACCUCCUGAGACUCAUCAAGAGACCGUGGUCCGGGCGCAAGUGGCCGUUCAGCCAGUAAACUUAACGAUGUCUGCUCCCCAAGAUGCUGAUCUUCGUGCACCUCUGGACUAUUCCUUCAGAAAGAGGUCUUUGACAAGACCAACGCCUACCCACCCCGCAUCUCUGUCUAUGACCACACAUACUAACCUCUCACACACAGAGGUCAAACACAGCUCAUCCACACACUUAACACCUUCGCCAUAUCCUCCUGGCCUCAUGCUUGCUAACAAAUAUCAAGUAACACAAAGCUCACAUUUGUCGCAGACAUUAACCAAUAAGAGGCCUUUAGAAGAGCAAGACAACUCUUGUGCUUGUCCACCAAAAAUAAUGAAAACAGAAUACUCUUCUUCAGUGGGUCCAUCCAUCCCACUGCGCCUUACACCUCCUGGGCAGUCUUUAGACUCUUCACAAACAUCUCCACACCUGACUCCUACUUCGCAGCCACAAACAUCUCCUUUGCACCUGACUCCUCCUACACAUUCACACACAUCUCCCUUACACUUGACUCCUACCUCACAUACGUCCUCACAUUCUCAAACAUCUCCCUCAUACCCAACGCCUCCAUCACACACAUCUCCCUCACACGUGGCCCCACCUUCGCACAUAUCUCCUUCAAAUAUGACUCCUCCUCCGUCACUGACAUCCUUACACUCACACGCGUCUCCGGAGACGUCGCCGACUUCGCCAACGACGCCAAAAAAGGAGAUGGCGUUGGACAAUGCGUCUCCUGACAGACCCUCCACCUCCGCCACUCAGGAAGAAAAGGACAUGUGGCGCCCUUGGUGACCUGCAACGACCACAAAGUAGCUGUCCCAUCUUUUUAAGUCUUAAGUUAAGCACUACACCUGUGGGAGGGGGUGUCAUUUAGCGCGAGUGGUAGAGGCUCAAUCCUCCGUCCGCUAAUCGCGGCGUAGUCUCUGACAAGUGAGGUCAUUCAGUGACCGAUAGUUGUUCAUACAGAACCGGUAACUUGUUGCCAUGCAAGGUUAUGAUCGUCCGAGGGUAGAACUAAAGGCCAUUGCCAUUUUACUACAACAAAAAAGGACUUGAUCCUCCGUCCGCUAAUCGCGGCUUAGUCUCUGAUUAGUGAAGCUGACCAGGGAGAGUAAUUUGCCAGGGACAGUAGCUGGCCAGGGACAGUAGCUGUCCCACAUCCUGGUGAGGAUUCUUUUAUGACGAAGUCUUGUUAUGAAGAAUUACCUGGAGUCUACCUAGAGGUUAUUCCGGGGGAUCAACGCCCCCGCGGCCCGGUCCACGACCAGUUAAGAAAGUUGCAAAUUUUCAGUUAUAUCCCGGUGGUUCUUCAUGCAGAACCCGGUAACGUUUAGUCAUGCAAGGUUAUGUUCGUCCAUCUGUAGAUCUUAAGGCCAGUAUCACUUUACUACUGCAUACAAACUAUAUAAAAUAAAAAAUCACAAUACCGCGGAUGUAACAAUAUGCAAAUAACCCUCACUUAGGAGAGGGAACUUACGACGACGUUUCUGUCCCUCUUGAACCAUUAUCAGGUUGUAACUUCAAAAUGGCCCAGGAGGGACCGAAGCGUCGUCAAAAUUUUCCUCCCCUAAGUACGAGAUAUUUGUAUAGAGAAAUUAUUAUGUUUAAAUAUAGCCUUCUGAUUAGCUGGACUUGUGAGUCUUGGAGGUGGGAAGUACAAUGUCUGUACUUUAAAGGAGGGGGUUGGGAUACUGGCUGUUUGGAGUGACAUCCAGAUGGUGAAAGUGUUUUUUUUUUUGGGUCACCCAGCCUCGGUGGGAGACGGCCAGCUUGUUAAAAAAAAUAUUUAUCUGUUAGCCGGUCUUUCUCCAGUUGACAGUCAUGUUCCAAGACCUCGCUGUCCCGAUCUCAAAGACAUUUAUGUGUAAUGUAGAUCCCUGGCUGUCAGGGCCUCAGCUGACUUAGUGCAGUGAUAAAACUUGUUGGGAUGUGUCGUUCAGUCCUGCGUGAAAUGUUGUAAUUAAGGAUUGCCUUGUGAGUAUGUGUUUCUCAUCGUCUGUCGGCUCGCAUCAUCCGAAACUGUGCAGGCAAUACCCACUCACCCACCAAAACUCACUCACCACCCACCAAAACCCACCCACCUACCACCACAAACACCCACUGCUAACAGCCGCCCAUCCGUAACUACCCACCAACACUACUACCACCCCCACCACCAAUAAUAACACUACAACCACCAUCAACUACACCACCAUCAGUAGCACCACCAGCACCUCUACCUCCUGCCACCCCACUUGGAGAGUGUUCCAAGGGUCAACGCCCCCGAAGCCCAAUAUCAAACCUAGUGGAUGAAGGUCUGAUCAACCAGGCUGUUACUGCUGGCCGCACGCAGUCCAAAGUAGGAACCACAGCCCGGCUGAUCAGGAACUGUAGGAGCCAAAGAAUGAUUUCUAUGUGUAGAUUUGAGAUCAGUCCUUCUAGGAUUCUCCAGGUGAAAAUUAUGAUGAAUUUUCUUCGUCUUCACUUCAAGGAGUACAGGUCGAAGGAUUUCAAAUACCCCACUAUCAACACCCCACUAUCAACACCCCAUCAUCAACACCCCAGUAUCAACACCCCAUCAUCAACACCCCAUCAUCAACACCCCACUGUCAACACCCCAUCAUCAAC
Molecule: messenger RNA, 5275 nt
Organism: Cherax quadricarinatus
Lineage: Eukaryota; Metazoa; Arthropoda; Malacostraca; Decapoda; Parastacidae
Product: protein deadpan-like
Biological process (GO): regulation of transcription by RNA polymerase II; regulation of neurogenesis; anterior/posterior pattern specification
Cellular component (GO): nucleus
Molecular function (GO): RNA polymerase II cis-regulatory region sequence-specific DNA binding; protein dimerization activity; DNA-binding transcription factor activity, RNA polymerase II-specific
Source: RefSeq, a predicted model, not a curated record